AUGUUGCGGAUUGGUCCCGUAUCCGGAGCCUGGGGCCAUCUGGCCAACUUUUGGUUCUUCCUGGCGGCCAUCUUCAGCGACAUUCUACUCAUUCGUAUCUGCCUGGUCGGAGGCUUCCUCUUCCUCAUCAUCAACGCCUUUACGGGUCUGCCCCUCGAACCCGAUGUUUUCAUCAGCACCAGCUGGCCCGAUGGCACCAUUUUCUUGGACCUGAUCAUCUGGUCGGUCGUCACGGGCAGCUUUCACGUCAUUGCCAUCUGGAUUCACCUCUGCGAUGAGCGCCAACUCAAGCUCGAUGACAACGAGGAACCGAUUUGGCGCUACUUUUACCGCCGCGCGGGCAUGCCCCGCACGGAAUUUCGCAUGGCUUUUGAAAAGGGUGACUUUGUACGCUACAAGGCCGGUGACAUUAUUGUUGCAGAGAACGACUCCUUGCACCAUCUCCACCUCCUCGUGGAUGGUCUUGUCGAGUUCCAAUCCGCCUACAAUGAUCGCGAGGGCGACGCUCGCACGCUCCACUCCGGUGACCUCUUUGACCUUGAGAUUGCCAACCUUUUCGGUGUGCGCAUCGGUUUCGAAUCUGAUGGUUUCCGUGCCCGUGCCGUGACCAACUGCCUGCUUGUUCGCUGGCCCUUUGAGGCCGUCCAAAGCAUGGCGGCUGGUCCACCGGCCCUGGCCUCCUACUGGCGCAGCCUCGUGCUCUACCAGGUUGCUGCUGAGCUCAACCGCACUCACCUCGACGCCUCCGAUCUGCCCAGCGACUCGCAUGGCCAUCUGGAAGACCCCGAUAUCUUGUCAGGCGGUCGCUCGCGUGAUUUUACCGAGCCUCUGAAAGACCACGAGCUCCCUCCUCCAACCACCUUCAAAUCCAUCUUGCAAUGGCUCUGGCGCUCCGCCAGCCCCUUCCCACCCCCGGGUCUGCGUCAUAACACGCUCCCCACCUCUGGUCAGAUGGCCUCGCAACGUCUGGUGGAAAUGCGCACGCGACUGGCCGAGCUGGACAAGAUGCAUGCCAGCAACGAGCAACCCUUCACCUCCGUCUGGACCGGCGGGGCUCGUGAAAGCCAGAACGCAGCCCUCAUGCGCCGCGUUACCAGCCGCCUCAAGCGCGCCCAAUCAAAGAACAAACCGGAACACCCUGAUAACGACGCUAAGGAAACGGGCCAGAUUGUACAUGACCUGGCGCUGGCCCUCUCUCGUAACAGCGAGACCCCGCCCGCAGACGCCAAUGAAACCGUUCAGGAAACUUCCCUGAGCGCCAGCGAGCAGCCGGCCUCUACCAACCAGAAGAGUGUCAAGCGUAAGGUUUCCGUCAAAUCGACCCGCCGCGUCUCGACGCAAUCGGCAAUCCUCUAA
This is a messenger RNA of Monosiga brevicollis MX1, 1356 nucleotides long. RefSeq lists its product as uncharacterized. Lineage: Eukaryota; Choanoflagellata; Craspedida; Salpingoecidae. Bases 1 to 1356 code for a protein of 451 amino acids. The transcript has a single exon. The record is from RefSeq and is a predicted model, not a curated record.